AUGCGGGAGGAAGCCACCUGCCCCAUCUGCCUGGAGCUGAUGUCUAAACCAGUGUCCAUAGACUGUGGGCACAUCUACUGCCGUUCUUGCAUAUUAGAAAAUCUUGAGAACCAGCAACGGAAGUCACCUUUCCAAAGAAACUUCCAUUGUCCUGUAUGUAGGGCACAGUUUCAAAGGGAGAGCAUCCGGCCCAUUAAGCAGCUAGAAAGCAUCAUUGACAACAUUAAGAAGAUGGAGCAGGAACAUCUGUGUGAAGAACAUGGAGAGAAGCUCAUCCUGUUCUGUGUAGAUGAUGGUCAGCUCAUGUGCUUGUUAUGUGAGCAGAAACUAAAGCACAAAGGGCACACCACGGUCCUUGCUGAAGAGGCCUGUCAAGGCUACAAGAAAAAGUUCCAGAAGACUUUGACACACCUGAUGUAUCAAGAAGUCGAAAAUAAGGAAUGGCAAGAGAACAUAAGUGAGAAAAUAACAAAAGUUCAGGCUCACAUUCUGGGUGAAAAAAACCUUAUCAAGUUAUUCUGUAGGACACUUCGUGGGAUACUACACAUAGAGGAGAAAUCUUAUCUCUGGAGACUGGAGAAUGAAGAACAGCAAGUUCUGAGGAGACUGCAGGAGAGUGAAGCCCAGCUGGAGAAGCAAAGCCGGGAACUGAAGAAACACAUCCUGGGACUAGAGAGGAAAUGUCAGGGCUCAGCCCAGGAGUUACUGCAGGAUGUGACAGACACUUUAGACAGGAUUUCUGCUAUGAAGUUAAGUGCACCAGAGGAUGUCUCAAUAGAUAUUCAUGCUAUGCCUGAAAUUGACAGCAUUUUCCAUCAAUUUCUACAAAUGUUUGAGACUCAUCUUGUUUUAGUUACUCUAGAUCCAGAUACAGCUCACAAUAACCUUCUUGUGAACGAGGAUGAAAACAAGGUGACUGGUGGAUCCCCCCAAGUGAAGCAUGAGACUCCUGCUAGGUUUAAAGACCUACCCUGUGUCCUGGGAUGUGAGACCAUCACCUCAGGAAAACAUUACUUUAUAAUACGUAAUGCAAGAGGACCUGAGUGGGAUGUCGGAGUUUGUCGGGAAAAUGUGCCAAGAGACAAUGGCAUGAGACGGGAUCCUGUGUCUGGAUUCUGGGCCAUCAGGCAUUGCAAAGACGAUGUCUAUGUAGCUCUUACGUCACCCCUAACUCCUCUUACUCUGCAGAAUGUUAACAGAAUAGGGGUUUUUGUGGACUAUGAGGCCGGACUUGUUUCCUUUUAUGAAAUGGGAACUAGCUCCCUCAUCUUCACUUUUCCGAAGGCCUCUUUCUCUGAGCCUAUUAGGCCUUAUUUCCGUAUUGGUGAAGAUUCUGCUCUGUACACAUGA
This is a messenger RNA of Sorex araneus (European shrew), 1350 nucleotides long. Its product is annotated as E3 ubiquitin-protein ligase TRIM38-like. The coding region runs from base 1 to 1350 and encodes 449 amino acids. Gene Ontology annotation, molecular function: protein binding; zinc ion binding. The transcript has 6 exons. The record is from RefSeq and is a predicted model, not a curated record. Lineage: Eukaryota; Metazoa; Chordata; Mammalia; Eulipotyphla; Soricidae.